UCACAGCGGCCAGCAGCCACCCGGGGUCGAGGUGUCUUGCUCCCCUGCCUCGAGGUUUGUUUGUUUUCCUGUUUACCCGGCUGCCAAGCAGGCUGACGUAAGAGGGGACGCGGGAGGGGAGGGACAGGCAGGCGUGCAGAAGCAGAGAAUUGCGAAGGACUUCCUGAUCCCUGCACAGACGGUCGCGUGAAGCCGUUGAAGACUCUGAGGACCGGUGUCGACAGCGAGCAGACCACGCGCCUCCAGCCAGCACGCCAUCGCUGCUUCAGACGGCGCCUCUGGGCAGCCAGCAUCAAUGAAUCACCUGGACUCAGGAUGAGCUCCCAGAAUGCAUCCUGCUCGGCGGAGGUGCCUCCCGCCAACUGCUCCCUCAUCUGCUUGUAUAACAUGACUGAAUGGGAGAACCACAUGGACCAACUGUAUGCCUACUUUUACCUGAUCAUCUUUAUCCCUGGGUUGCUGGGGAACAGCCUGGCACUCUGGAUUCUCUGCCGGUUCAUCAGGAAGAAGACGAAGGCCAUCAUCUUCAUGAUCAACCUGGCAGUAGCUGACCUGACACACGUCCUGUCGCUGACCUUGCGGAUCCACUACUACUGGCGGCACACCUGGCCCUUCGGUCAGGGUCUCUGCCUGUUCUGCUUCUACCUGAAGUACCUCAAUAUGUACGCCAGCAUCGUCUUCCUCACCUGCAUCAGCAUCCAGCGCUACUUCUUCCUCAAACACCCCUUCUGCGCCAAGAAGUGGAAGCGGCGCUACGACGUGCGCAUCAGCGCCGCCGUGUGGCUGGUGGUGGGACUGUGCUGCUCGCCCUUUAUCCUCAUGCGCAGCAGGCGCAGCGACAGCGACGCCGGCUCCAACGCCAGCUCGGACAGCUGCUUCAAGGACCUGCCCAUGCGGAAGAUCUCGCUGCGCCUCACCGUGCCCAUGGUGACCUUUGCGGAGCUGUUGGGCUUCGUGGGGCCCCUGGCCGUCAUAGCCUUCUGCUCGCUGCGCAUCAUGAGCUCGCUGCGGCGCGUCAGCGUAAGGCCGCACGCCACCGACACUGAGAAGGCACUGCGCAUGGUGCGCGUCUGCACCUUCGUCUUCCUCUUCUGCUUCACCCCCUACCACAUUAACUUCCUGUUUUACAUGCUGUCCAAGCAGGGGGUCAUCUCCAGCUGCCCCCUGGUCAAGCUCGUGAACCAAUUCCACCCCAUCUCCCUCUGCAUCGCCAGCCUCAACUGCUGCCUCAACCCAAUUAUCUACUACUUUCUCACUACGGAGUUCAAGCAGCAGCUCUCCCGGCAGGGCAGCUCCAUUCUCCGCGGCCGCCUCAUGAGCCUGGAGAGUACCUCCUCCUUCUAGAGGGCGCCAGAGAGGAGGCAGCGUCAACCAGGGAGAACGCUCGCGGGUUCAGACUGAAAAAACAACAACAACGCUUGCAGGCAAAGCUUUGACUGUAUCCGGCUCUAGGGGGAGCUGGUGAGAGUGGUUCUAAAACUGGGCGGGGUCCCGGCAUGGACUUCAGUGCCUCGUGGGACCUGCUCCCCCCCCCCGCGGUAGCUUCUGCCGCCUGCCGCUUCACAUGCACACCCUUACAGUACGGCAGGGGGAUUCUAAGGUUUUAACCUUGUGGGGGGGGGGCUUAGGGGACAUCACCUCCCUCCCCCACGAUAAAGUUUGCCAAGCCAGGGGUAUGAAAUGUAUACGAAAAUCUGGGACAAAUCGCUAAAUGGAUUUAGAAAAAACUAUUUUUCAGGGGGGCUAAGACAAAACAACCACCCAAAAACGCUGUUUUGCACAGCUGUUUUUGUUCUUUUGGGUGUAUUCCUCUUAAUCACUUAAUUAACAUAAUAAUUUCCCUCUAAUUAUGUUUCCUCUUAGAUUUCUCACAUCAGAAGAAAUAAACUGAUUAACUAGUGUUUAAGUAACUCCUAACUGAGCCACUGAAUCCAGGGACAUAAGCUCAUCCAGAAAGGUCCAGGAAAUUCUGUAAGGUAGAUUAGAAAUACACUUAACAGUCUAUUAAGAUGUAAUGCGAUUUAAAAUGUGAACGAAGAAUGAAGUCAGUUUUCUUUAAAAAGAAACACUGUGAAAAUGGAGUUUAAUCUGUUUCGGUUGAUUGGUUUUAUGGAUAUGAAGGUUAAGUGAAUUAAGUCCGUUUCGCUGUUAGGGAACAAGGAAGUGUAUUAAUAGUGUGUUAUGAGGAUAGUAGUCAAUAAUAAAAUAUGAGAAGGAAUAUUAUUUUAAAAAUUGUACAGCUUCCUUUAGACACGAUCCGCACAAAAUGCAGUCUAGUAGGUCUAUAUUUUAUUACUAUUAUUAAGUAUUUUCUCUCUGUUGCUGAAUGGCGUACGCGUCCUUUGUAAAUAGUGGCGGCGUCCUCACACUAAAAGCGCGAUCGCAGCGGAUCAGGCUGCUGCAAUGUGUGCGACCGCCGAGCAGCCCGGUCUCCGCGCCGCAUACAGGACCCAUCGGCUGCGGGAGGCGGAGUGCCGAGGUGGGGUUCGCACAGCGGGUGGGGUGCAUUCCGGUGUGAAGCGGGUGAGAUGCUUAACGGCUUCGCCACCAGUGACGGGAAUCUGUACGUAACACUUCACCACGCUGUGCGAAAAAAUAUUUCUGUGCCAAGUAUUUGACAGUUUAACUGCUGUCCUUUUUCACGGUAAAAGGGCACAAUCUGAGCCUACAUACACUUUUAAUGCCACUGAACGGAAAGAGUAUUGCAAAAUGUAUGUUAAGAUCUAGGUCUGCGUUCAGGGGUACACCGCAAAACCGAUCUUAUCAUUCGUGUUACAUUUUCUGUUCUACUUCAAGCUACUUUAAUUUUACAUGAACUUUUUAAGCAUUAGCUUACGGGCCCAAUAAAUGCUUUUGAACGCAAA
Messenger RNA from Paramormyrops kingsleyae, 2864 nucleotides. RefSeq names its product P2Y receptor family member 10 (gene p2ry10). Gene Ontology annotation, cellular component: plasma membrane. Gene Ontology annotation, biological process: phospholipase C-activating G protein-coupled receptor signaling pathway; positive regulation of Rho protein signal transduction. The record is from RefSeq and is a predicted model, not a curated record. Gene Ontology annotation, molecular function: G protein-coupled receptor activity. Lineage: Eukaryota; Metazoa; Chordata; Actinopteri; Osteoglossiformes; Mormyridae.